Messenger RNA from Ascochyta rabiei, 612 nucleotides. RefSeq lists its product as uncharacterized. Lineage: Eukaryota; Fungi; Ascomycota; Dothideomycetes; Pleosporales; Didymellaceae. The record is from RefSeq and is a predicted model, not a curated record. The transcript has a single exon. Bases 1 to 612 code for a protein of 203 amino acids.
AUGGCUGGCAAGAAUCGCAGAAGACGCAAGAAGAAGCUUACUUCACCCACACCUACACCGAACGCCGAGCCCACCUCCCCACCGCUCACGACUACUACUACCACCGCCAAUCAUGGAACACCUCAAGCACACAUCGAUGACGUUCUUAAAGCGGAGAAUAUAACAGAGAGCGUAGGCCUGAUGCUGAAACUGCAGCAACAGAAGAUUAAGUCCUUGGUUCGCAUGAACAACUCCAGCCAAAGCCUCCGUAGCGAGAUGGUGCAGCUCAUGAAAGAGAACGCAGAGUGGAAACAGGAGAACGAACACUGGAAGCAAGAGAUUGAGAACUGGAAGAAAGAGAGCAUGGUCAUCAAAACGACGAUGGUAUGGGCUCAAGCUGGAGGCUGCACGCACCUUGACGGCCGAAUUCUCGAGGACCUGGAAGAUCUGCGCUGGCAUAUAGUCCAGGGCAAAGAGGACGAAUUACUGCAGGUAAUGGAGCAGAUAGAUCAUAACUUUCAUGAUCCAGAGCAACGGCAGACCAUGCGGAACAAGUACUGCGAGGAUAACAAGGUGGUAUUGAAGGCUCUUGAGCGCAUGAGGAUCAUCGCAGAGGCUACCACCAAGAAGUAG